Gymnogyps californianus (California condor) is the source of this 3373-nucleotide messenger RNA. RefSeq lists its product as uncharacterized. Lineage: Eukaryota; Metazoa; Chordata; Aves; Accipitriformes; Cathartidae. The record is from RefSeq and is a predicted model, not a curated record. Bases 53 to 763 code for a protein of 236 amino acids. The transcript is spliced from 5 exons.
GGAAUAACCAUCAGAUGGUCCUGGCCUGGGCAGAGAAGUAGAUGCUCAGGAAAUGAAGGAUUCUGUUAAAAGCCCAGACUACAUAGAAAGACUGGCACAUAAAUACAUGCAGAAGUGCAUAGUAGAGUCAAGUACGGAGUCCGAGUCUGAAUCCAGUGUGGAGGUUGUGCCUAGCCCACUUGCUGGAGGACUCAAGAAAGCAAGGGACUCCAAGGGACUGCAAUUUUUAGAUCCUUAUGAUGGUGAUUCAGAAGAUGCAUCCAUUCACUCUGACUGUAGCUUGGAUUCUUUAAAUAGUAUAAAAGUUGCACCAUGGGCGAACAGUGCCCCAAAAGCAAUGGCUGUGGAGGAUGCUGACACUUCAGAAGAUGGAGAGUCCGUCCUUAAACCUCCAGACUGGCUCUGCCCAGAAACAAGAGUCAGUGAAAUUCAGAAAGUAAGUGACUGUAAAGCACCCCUGGAACUUCCUAGCCAAGAGAAAGAUUUCCCAAGAAGCCUGUUGCCAUCAUCUGAACUGCCUAGAGCCACAGAAGCAUUUACCUCUAUGUGGCUGACACCUGAGCAUUCCUUACUGAUGAGUAUUAACCCUUCAGCCUCUGCAGAUCUCCUUGCAAGCCCAGAUGACAGUGCUCCAAAACCUGUACUAGCAGCUGACUGUGAUGGCACAAUGGCCAAACAGCCCCUAAUUAAAAGAAAACAAGGGACUCCCAUUCCAGAGGGUGUUAGUGAAAAACUAAGAGGAAAGAAAUUCCGUGCAGCUUAAUCUGAGGUAUGAAUAAAUCAUUGGACAAACUGUUUGUUCUGAAGAAUGAACCUGGUAGGGAUUUCUUUUGCAGAUGGUACCUGAACUGAACAAGCUUUAAACAAACUAGCUCAAGCCUGUUACAGAUGCAGCUACGCUGUGUACUGUAAGCUUUGAGAUCCAACUGAAAAGAUGGAAUCAACUAAAUAAGCUUGUGUGGCAAUUUAAGUGAAAACUAGCUAAGGUAUGUCCACAGAAUCACAGCUAAGCUUUGUGCCUGGGUGCUACUUUGGUGCCUGGCACCUCUUGAAGCACCAGCCUAACUCCUGUAUAUAGUACCUAGAGGCACCUGCUCAGUUCCAGUGUAAUUUCAAGAAAGUAUUACAAGGGUUUGUUGAGGAGGGAAGGAAGAAUGACUGCAUGGCUGCCAUCAGUUUUCAAUAGCUAUACCUUACCUCACACCUGCUUCAUGUCAGUGUUUGGCUCUUCAUCUGUCUGACCUACUGUAUGAGAGGAAGGAAGCAGCUGUAUCAUGAAUGAUCUCACAUGUUUGGCUACAGACAACUGAAAUGCAUUAAGCUGAACUGACUGCAACUAAAGGCAAUCUUUUUUUUUUUCUUCAAACAGGGAGAAGUUGACUUGUACUAUUAACAUAUGUGUUCCUACCUGUUUUGAACAAUGUUUUAGGUGUACAGUCUCAGUAUGCCUGCCAGUUUAGAAUUUACAAUGUGAAGUUGAACACAUUAGCCGAAAGCACUCUUCUUCCUUAGUGAUAACAAUCACAAGCUGCAGAAGUGGUGCACACAGAUGGGAGGCCAGUUAGUCGGCAAAAACUGUCUCUCUGAUCUCCCUCUUCUGUAUGGUAAUUUCUUUUAUCACCUUUAGAGUCUGGGUAGUCCGUUUAUGUGGAAGGGGAACUACUAUCUGUAAAAGUAUAAUGAUGGCUUGAAAUAUGUUGGUAUCAACUACUUGUGAAAGCAUUCAUUCUGUAUGACUGGCAGAGAUUUUUAAUUUGCAGUUUCUUUCAUAAGGUGGAAAGCCACUCAAAAUACUAUUUAGCUUCUAGCCUUGCACCCUUCCACUAGCAGCUGCAUAUUUAUUUUAUUAAAUCAACUUUUAUUAAAGUUAAAUCUGGAGAUAUGGGGAUGGUUUUUAAUCAGCUUGGAAACAAACUGGUUAGAACAAUAAAAUUCAGAGGCCUUUGCCCUAAGACACAAGCUACUGUGCUUGCCCUCUGACUUGCCCCAGCAGCAAAGAACACUGCAGUGAACACUGUGAAGUUAACUGCAAAAAACCCCCCUUGCAGCUACAGAUUUGUGUGUACUGCAACUAGGCCACAGAUCUCUUUAGAAUUAAGACUCAUGAAAAGCUUAAAAAAAUACAGCAUUGUGAUGCAGCCAAGCCCUUCAGCCCCAUGUCAGGGAAGUCGUACCCUUUUAAGUCCUAGCUGUCUGCUGAACGGUCUUCAACCACUUCAUCUGAGGCUAAAUAAAACUGCAUUACUGACCUUCAAACUGCAGCCAUAAACCCUAAACUCAUCUAGUGACGAUUUCACUUACUUAAACCAGUUGUUUAACACAGCAUACUGAAAUAAAUAAUGCACUAGGAAAAAAAUAAUACAGGAACAAGCAGGAGAGAAAUAAGUUGAAGGGUAAGCCACAUGGGACAGUAUAUACUUAGACAUUCAAAGCCUGCUUAUUCAGUAUGAGAAUCUAACUGUGGAUUAACUUCUGAACUGAAAACGCACCUUUUGUUAAUUCAGGCCUAAUGCAGAAGUUAAGUUAACGUACAAAGAGCUGAACAGUCUGGGAAGCUCUAGCUACUUCAAGCAUAUUUGAGACUCUCUUGAUCUCAUCAUUAGUACUUGCUAAUAGGUGGAACUGCUUUAACCAAAGAUUUUUAUAGUAGCUGUAAGCUGGUACCACAGCCCAGGUGCUGAGCUAUGCACAGAAAGUAGUUGCUGAAAGAAAGGUGCAUGUUCAGUUCUGUUUUGAGAUUGAAAAGCUAUGCACCUGUAUUCUUCAUAUGCCUCUCUGAACACUUGUAUUAGCCACUGUUAGAGAGGACAGUUGUUCUGACAGGGUAGUCAGAAGGGUAGAAAUGCUCACCCAAUGAAUUUAGGAUCAGAGAAAGCAAGCAAAUACUCAAACCAUUACAGCAACCCAAGCAAUUAGCAGGAACUCUCAGCUCCCCUAAUUUGUUAACAGUUGGUGACAUGUGAGUCUCUGAAAUAAUAUUGUAACUCCUCGUUUAAGCAUUUAAUACUAUCCUCCUGGGCUUAACGAGACAUGAAACUGGAGGCUUAUUUCACCAUAAAAGCAGCUUAAGGAAGAGGAUGCCCUGUGGUCAAUAGGACAAGAAAGUCUUGUUUAGGAUACUCUAGCUUCUGAAUGCAUCUCAGCAGCUGUGUAAACACAGGUUACUUGAAGCAAGAGCCAGUUCAUUGCUAAUAAUUCAUGCAAUGGCAUCAGAUACCAUAGCAGAUAAUGCCAGGCUUUGUGUCUUACUGCACUGAAGACUUACAUUCCAAGGUUCUUGUUACUGGAGGUUAGCUGAACCAGCUGCUGAGCUGUGUGAAGGUCAACAAUAUGCAUGAAUACCAACUUACUACUUGUUUUUCUCUGCAAAGAU